Messenger RNA from Lathyrus oleraceus (garden pea), 643 nucleotides. RefSeq lists its product as uncharacterized. Gene Ontology annotation, biological process: response to oxidative stress. The transcript is spliced from 3 exons. NCBI's taxonomy places the organism in Eukaryota, Viridiplantae, Streptophyta, Magnoliopsida, Fabales, Fabaceae. The record is from RefSeq and is a predicted model, not a curated record. The coding region runs from base 78 to 290 and encodes 70 amino acids.
CUUAAGAAUGAGAGAGAAAGAAUAAUGAAUAGUAGUAAAAUAUUAUUUAGAUUUUGAAGGUUAGAGAGAGAACAGCGAUGGCCAGGCGAGUCGAGAAUCGGAACGAGUCGACAUUGACUCGAAUGGUUGAUUCGGUGUUCGCCUUUGUGAGACAUGCUGAGUUUGAGAUCCUCUUCUUUCUCUUCUUCUUCAUCGCUUAUAUUCUCUUCAAAGAUAUCACAUCAAGACCUGAAUACAAUCAAGUAUUUGUGAAGAAGCCUGAUGGUGGACCAGAACUUUGGCCCUUUUAAAGGAAUUGAUGCUUGGACCGACAGGUUGGAUGUCGUCCUUGGAGGCUUGUUUCAUACUAUAUCUCUUUUCUACACAGCUUAGAAAUAGAAGUGCUUGGACCCUACUCAUUCACGCUCAGGUCUCAAAUGUGGUUUACAGGUUACUUAUAUUUCACGAUCCUUGUGUUUGACAUGAAAGGUCCCUAUCUUUGACAUGAAAGAUAAGUGAUUAUGUAUAAAUGUUUUUAAUAGUUAAAUAGAGAAUGUGGUUAAUCUGUUUUUAAACAAGUUGUCAGUUGUUUUUAUGAGUUCUCUCAAAUGCUUAUGCAAGUCCUUAUGUCAUACGGAAAUACUAGUAAGCUCUUUCAAAUACA